Pterocles gutturalis (yellow-throated sandgrouse) is the source of this 311-nucleotide messenger RNA. Its product is annotated as avidin-like. The record is from RefSeq and is a predicted model, not a curated record. The transcript has 3 exons. The annotation marks the transcript as partial. Gene Ontology annotation, molecular function: biotin binding. NCBI's taxonomy places the organism in Eukaryota, Metazoa, Chordata, Aves, Pterocliformes, Pteroclidae.
CCCUGGACGCAGCCAGGAACCUCUUGGGCUCCUACCACACUGCUGUGGCGGCCACCAAGAAGCAGAUCCCGGUGUCACCCCUGCAAGGGUCCCAGCAGCACCCCAAUGCCAAGGGACAGCCCACCUUCGGCUUCACCGUGCAGUGGCAGUUUGCAGACUCCACCACUGCCUUUGUGGGCCAGUGCUUUGUGGACCGCCGAGGGAAGGAGACACUGGAGACUAUGUGGCUCCUGCGGGAAGAGGUCCCAUCCCGCAGGGACACCUGGAAAGCCACGAGGGUUGGCACUUCCGUCUUCACCCACGUCAAGUGA